Molecule: messenger RNA, 476 nt
Organism: Penaeus vannamei (Pacific white shrimp)
Lineage: Eukaryota; Metazoa; Arthropoda; Malacostraca; Decapoda; Penaeidae
Source: RefSeq, a predicted model, not a curated record
CACUGCGAGGGAUCGGCGAGACAUCAAGAUGAAGGUUGCUGUAGUGCUGUGUUUCGCCGCCUCUUUGGCUGUCGCUGCGGCCCCGCCUCCCCCAGGUGGCUUCGGGGGAUUCAUGCCGUCGGCAGCGGGAGCCUUCGUCCCCUCGCCGGCCAUGAUCCAGGCCUUCGUCCCGACGCCCGAGCAGAUCAACGCCCUCAACGCCCUCCACACCACGCCCGCCCCGGGAGCCGCCCCCGCCCCUGCUGUCGCCCCCGGAGCUCCAACGGCGCCACCAACCAUGCCUCCCGCCGUCGCCAACCUGGUGAAGAAGUACCAGGCCGCCGCCGCUGCCUUCGCGCCGCCCGCCGCUGGAGCCGUCUGAGGACCCGUCCCGACCGCGGCCACGGGCGCGAGGAAGGGAAGGUGCUGGGCGCUCUCGUUUCGUUGAAUAACAGUAUCACGUGUGCUAGUCAUAUAAUAAAGUUGUCUGAAUUCAA